CUCCCACUGCUUACAAACACCUUGCACCCUGCAAGAAAACAACUGAAUCAACGUUCCCAGGAAUCUAGAAAUUUAGUUGUGGAACCCGAAGGACUACUUUUCUUUCUUCCAGCAGAUGUUCAAUUAUGUUGUUUACUAUAGUAGACAGAAUAGUACGAAAUUAAAAUGCAAUUGAGGAAGAGAAGCUUAUCAACUGAGAGGAAGACCGCGGUCACUGACAUUCGUUAGGCGUGCAGUACUAUCAAAUUAUUUUAAACUCCCAAUUUAGAUACGUGAUGAUAUUACUCCAAAUUAAAUUCCUAUGCCAAAUUAAUGCUGUUUUUUUCGACUUGUUAGAAGUAUAAAAUAACUAGCACAAACGUAGACAGAAAAACCAACAUGGGAAAAAUACUGCAUAUGUUCACUGUUCUCAAUGUAAUGUGUAUUGCAAUCGGAAUGCCACUAAGCAACAAUAUGACUGCUUGCCCUUCAACACCGGCACAGCGAAACAUCAACAUUGACGAGCUUGUGGGAAAAUGGUACUUGGCAAGCCUCUUAUUCCACGAGCCUGUGGAAAAUGUUAAUGUGAUUGAGGAGGAAGCAGCAUGCAUGAAAACAGACUUCACUAAAGUGAAUUCUACAUUCAUGAGCCAAGUUUGGGCAAUCCAUUCACCGACAAGGAAUACUAGGAUGGUUUUUGAACUCCCCACUGUGUUAGACCAUCCUGGAUCUUGGAUUGUUACAUCACCUUUAGGAGUUCCAUUUCAUGUCACCGUGAUUCAAGUUCUCCCCAGAUCUCAUAUGGUUCUAGUUUUCUGUGCUGGUGAGAACACACUUCAAUACUUGUGGACUGCCAUUUUGACUCGGAAAACAAAGCUCACUCGUUUUGAUACCAUGUUAUCCAGUAUCAUCACUGGAUAUGGAUUUGAUUUUACAGAACAAUUGCCUAUUUGGCAUUACUGUUUACCAGCAGCGACACAAGAUUGAAAGACCUGCUUAAGCCUUUUUAAAAGGUAUUAAGAUGUAAGAUGCUAAACAAGGAACUGUGGUAUUAAAGGAAAUAAUAAAAAGCAAGUUGAGAGUAUUUUUUUUUAUUAAAUUACAUGAUAAACACCCCAAAUCAAAUGGUUCAUACUCUUGAGCACUUAGAUUCG
Gryllus bimaculatus (two-spotted cricket) is the source of this 1133-nucleotide messenger RNA. NCBI's taxonomy places the organism in Eukaryota, Metazoa, Arthropoda, Insecta, Orthoptera, Gryllidae. The record is from the annotation of a GenBank genome assembly.